GCUUUGGCCAUUUCUGGCAGAAAAUAAUGGGCAGCGCUUUUGUCUUUCCCUCUUUCCCUUGGAGGGGGCUCACCUGGUAGGUGCCAUCUGGUACCUGAGUCACAGGUAUCAUUAUGACAUCACAGGUCUUUCUUCCUCUACCCUUCCUGCCUGUGCUAUGGCUGGAUGAACACAGACCUGAGGGGAUUUGAACCAUCUAUACCCAAUCCAUGUGUGACCAAUGGAGGAGAAGCAGCCCCCAAAGACGAAGGAGCCCUCAAAAAGAGAUGAGCCUCAGCAGAAGGAGACACCGACCCCUUUGUCCUUAGGAGCAAAGUCGAAGGCAGAGGCUAAAACUCCAGCUCUGGUCGAGAUGCAGACAGUGGACAAUGCCAGUGAGAAAUUAGAAAAACCCCCAGAAACCCAAAAGAAGCUCUCUGACAAAGAUAUGGUAGCCAUCAAGAUCCAGGCCUGGUGGCGGGGGACCCUGGUGCAUCAGUCCCUCAGAGCCUGCAUCAUUCAGUGCUGGUGGUGGCUGAUGCUGUCCAAGAUUUUGGAGAAGAGGCGGCGGGCAGUGCUGGAGGUCUUCUCCCAGGAGGAGUGGGCAGCAGUCACACUGCAGUCCCAGGCCCGCAUGUGGCGCAUCCGCAGGCAUUAUUGCCAGGUGCUAAAUGCUGUUUGCAUCAUCCAGGCCUACUGGAGGUGCCGUGCCUGUGCUUCCCAGGGGUUCAUCAAGGGCCAGUACAGAGUCACGGCCAACCAGCUGCAUCUCGAGCUGGAGAUCUUGCUGCGCUCAGGACCUUGCAUUGUGACGGAGUGUAUUCCUAUCUCAAUAAAGGAAUGAAGUGGUCUUUUC
Molecule: messenger RNA, 835 nt
Organism: Callithrix jacchus (white-tufted-ear marmoset)
Lineage: Eukaryota; Metazoa; Chordata; Mammalia; Primates; Cebidae
Gene: IQCF1
Product: IQ motif containing F1
Biological process (GO): positive regulation of acrosome reaction
Cellular component (GO): acrosomal vesicle
Molecular function (GO): calmodulin binding
Source: RefSeq, a predicted model, not a curated record